GAUAAAAGCCGUUCUCCCGGCUCGGGGAGCCACAGAGUCCGCUCCGCCAGAACUCCCGCCAGCCGUCCAGCUCCAGCCACCGCCGCCGCGACUCCCCGAGCUGAGCCCCAUGGCCCGCACCGCGCCCCGCGCUCCCCGGCUCCUCGGCGCCGCGCUGCUGCUCCUGCUCCUGGUCCCCGCCGCCCGGCGCGCCGCAGGGGCGCCCGUCGUCACCGAGCUGCGCUGCCAGUGCCUGCAGACCGUGCAGGGCAUUCACCCCAAGAACAUCCAGAGCGUCAAGGUGACGCAGUCGGGCCCCCACUGCGCCCACACUGAAGUCAUAGCCACUCUCAAGAACGGACACGAAGCCUGUCUCAACCCCGAAGCCCCCAUGGUCAAGAGAAUCAUCGAAAAGAUGCUAAGCAACUCCAACUGACCAGAGGAAGGCGGAAGCAGACUGGUGGCUGCACCUGAAUCCGGCCUUGCCCUUACAGGAAUCAAAGAGGAAAAAGUGGAAUCGUCAGCGCCCAGUGCCACCAGAAUUGGGCCUCAUACGUUUUGAGCGUCUCUUAGGAGAAGCCUCCUAUUUAUUUAUUUAUUUAUUUGUUGGUGGGCUGGUUUUCAGAGAUUCUCUGCCACUAUUUUACAUGCAACGUAAUUAUAGGCUGCGACUGAA
This is a messenger RNA of Felis catus (domestic cat), 655 nucleotides long. RefSeq names its product growth-regulated alpha protein-like. Gene Ontology annotation, biological process: neutrophil chemotaxis; cellular response to lipopolysaccharide; inflammatory response. Gene Ontology annotation, molecular function: chemokine activity; CXCR chemokine receptor binding. Gene Ontology annotation, cellular component: extracellular region. The coding region runs from base 110 to 415 and encodes 101 amino acids. Lineage: Eukaryota; Metazoa; Chordata; Mammalia; Carnivora; Felidae. The transcript has 4 exons. The record is from RefSeq and is a predicted model, not a curated record.